This is a messenger RNA of Tachyglossus aculeatus (Australian echidna), 1068 nucleotides long. RefSeq names its product IFI30 lysosomal thiol reductase (gene IFI30). Gene Ontology annotation, molecular function: oxidoreductase activity, acting on a sulfur group of donors, disulfide as acceptor. The coding region runs from base 10 to 801 and encodes 263 amino acids. Gene Ontology annotation, cellular component: lysosome. The transcript has 7 exons. NCBI's taxonomy places the organism in Eukaryota, Metazoa, Chordata, Mammalia, Monotremata, Tachyglossidae. The record is from RefSeq and is a predicted model, not a curated record.
AGGCUCGAGAUGGGCCCAGCUUCCCGUCUGCUGCUCCUGCUGCUGCUCCUCCCAGUCCUCUGUUUUGCCGCUGACAAUGAGUCGCUUCACACCUGUACCUACCCCCCGUACCGCUGGUGUAGCUCCUGGAAAAUCGCCAUAGCCUGCAAGGUGGAGGAGCAAUGUCCUGUGCUGUUCCAGCCACCAAAAUCCAAGGAUGCCCCGCCCGUGUCUGUCAGCCUGUUCUAUGAGAGCCUGUGCCCCGCCUGCCGAAACUUCCUCACUCUGCAACUCUUUCCCACCUGGCUGAUGCUGUUUGAAAUCAUGAAUGUUACUCUGGUGCCCUAUGGAAAUGCUCAGGAGACCAAUGUCAGUGGGAAGUGGGAGUUCACUUGUCAGCAUGGUGAGGAUGAGUGUUUGCUCAACAUGGUGGAGACCUGUGUGAUGGACGCUGUGAAAGAUGCCUCUGAUGCCUUUGCCAUCAUCUUCUGCAUAGAGUCAUCCUCAAGUAUUAAGGACUCACUAGAUUCCUGCUUGAAGAUCUAUUCUCCGACCACCUCACCUGAUGACAUUAUGAAGUGUACGAAGAGCGACCAGGGCAACAAGCUGAUGCACCAGAAUGCCCAGCUAACAGAUGGACUUGAGCCUCCACACAAAUACGUACCUUGGAUUGUCAUUAAUGGGCAACAUACAGAUGAGCUGCAGGCCCAGGCCCAAGAAGGACUCUUCAACUUGGUGUGCAAGCUGUAUAAGGGGCAGAAACCCAGCGCCUGCCUGACCAAUUCUUCCAGUCUCCAUCUGAAUAAUUUGUGCCUGAAAUGAGCCCCCCAGCCCCUCCCCACCACACAGGCCAGGCAUAGUGGAUCCUGGCCAAGGAUCCACAGAGAGGGACCCUGAGCCUUGAACAACCUGGUGCCAUCUCCACCCAAAACCCUUGUCAGCCUUCACUCCCUCCCUCCUGUGCACCUGCUGUUCAGCCAAUGAGUUCCAGGUCUGACCAGGUGGUCUUUAGGUGGGGAGUGGGCUAGGCCUGGGAACCUCAGGGAAAUACCUUGAUAAAAAGAGUACUUAAUAAAUACUAUUUUGAUA